Wasmannia auropunctata (little fire ant) is the source of this 3883-nucleotide messenger RNA. RefSeq names its product mediator of RNA polymerase II transcription subunit 16 (gene MED16). Gene Ontology annotation, cellular component: mediator complex. The transcript has 14 exons. The record is from RefSeq and is a predicted model, not a curated record. The coding region runs from base 817 to 3255 and encodes 812 amino acids. Lineage: Eukaryota; Metazoa; Arthropoda; Insecta; Hymenoptera; Formicidae. Gene Ontology annotation, biological process: positive regulation of DNA-templated transcription.
UACGUUUUAAAUACCCACUGUCGCGAAGACCUCAAUUGUCAGUCACACGUGCUUCCACGUACGUAUGUACGUAAUUAUUAUUUUCGUACCAGCUCGGAGCGAAGAACGGCGAAGUACGAGGGGUAAAUAUUACAGAUUGACGUAGGUUUUACAGAUCUCGCGAUUAAAUAUUCGUUAAUUCUCUCUCGCUUCCUUCUAGACAGAAAGAGGUUAAAAGAGGGAACGGAGCAUGCAAAACACAGAGAGCUUUCCUAAAAAAAAGGUGUAAAAAGGGUAAACUGAAGGUGUAAACAGUGCAGAGAGGACACUACCGUCGCUAUUUAUUAGUCGCUGCCCGCAGCAGCUGAUCGCCACAUCGCGGAGGUGUCGAGUCUCCGCAAUUGUUUACGAUAACGAGAUUAAUUUUUAAUUGAUGGUGCUGCUGUGUGCAAAAAUAUGACGAUAUUGCGAGGAAAAAUUCCCUCUGUAGAGGGAGAAAUCUAAGAGGAGGAAAUAGCAACAAGUUGUCCAUGUGUGAUCCCGUCGGUGCCGAAUUAAGCGCACACCUGUCAGUGUUUGUUAUUGUUAAAUUCGCUACCUGUAGCGGGAAUACUCGACGGGAGAGAGACAUUUUAACAUUUUACUCCUUCGGGGAGGGAUUAUCGUGAUCAUCCGCGAGACAUUCCGCGAGGAAUAAUGUACUUUGAAAAAGAGACGUCCUAACCAAGAAUUUUUAUUCACGAGGAGGACCGAGGGAAAAACAUUUAGCAGCCUCGUUAAUUCGGGAGGAUUUGUAUUUUUCAAGAAUAUUUAAGAUAAGGGGAAAAAAAAACGAAGAUGGAUCUGCUUUAUACCGUCAACAGGAAGAGCUCCUCCAAAUUCUUUUCCAAUCAAGAAUGUUUAUACAACGGACAGUCGUUAUGUUCCUUAUCCAGUCGGAAUAUAGUGGCCUUUACUACAAUGACAGAGUUGGACGACAGCAGCGGCAAGACACGUGGCUGCCACGUUUACGUAGCGGACUUAAAUAUGCCAUGGCAUGCUCAUAGAGUAUUCUCGAAUAAACACAACAUUACUGCAUUGGAAUGGGAUCUACCUGGUGAUAAGCUAGUAAUGGCAGACACAGCUGGAAAUGUACAAUUAUGGAUGUUCAAGGAUCAUAUUUUAAACGAUUGGGUAUUAAUAGGUUCCACGUGCUUCCCUGGUGAGCACAUACUAGGCGCGGCGUGGUUCCACAAUGGCAAAAAGACAGGGCUAGUAACGGAAAAGAAGGACAGCAUCCAUUAUAGCGAGAAAUUUAAUCACCUACUGUUCCAACCUUCCGUGAGGCAGUUCGGCGGAAGAGCCGCUGAAGGCGUGCUGGUGGUGUCGACAACGGGCAUGGUCGGCGCGAUCAUGAUCACGAAGGACCUUCAAAAUCCGAUUUGCUACUCGACGGAGAGUCUUGGCAACACGAGGCACAAGAUAACCGCGGUCGACUUGUGCUACGGAAAAAACGGCGAGGUCCUCGUCGCGAUCAGUAGCGAUAGCGUCUGCCUGCCCAUAAAAUGCUUUAGAGUACUGGUACGCAAGAACGACGACAAGUGCACCAUCACCUCGCAAGCUUCGCCGAGCUUUUUCCUGCAAGACGGGGCGCCCAUAGACAACUCAUGUACAGUGACGCAUUUAAAGUUUGUGGUCCGAGAGGAUGCCAAUUCUCUGGUCAUCGCCGCAAACAGCGAGAAUGGCGGAUUCAUUGAGGUGUGGCAGUUGCUGGAGAAGUCACAACCGGUUCACAAAUUGUUCCAGCCAAAGACUCUAGAAGGUUCUUUCAAGACGUAUGCUUGGCAAUUCCAAUCGCAAUAUCGCUGCCAGUCGCCGGUCACGGCGAUAACAACUACAAAGCUAUCCAUAGUGACAACUUUGCCGCCUCCCAGUUACGUGAUAAUAGCACUAGCUGACUCGUCGAUACAUUGCCUAAAUCGUUUGGACUGCCUGAAGGAAGUGGCGUUCUCGUCCCUGAACACAAGCUGGCGAUCGGAUGAACCUAGCAACAAAUACUUCAAGAGCUCCGUGUCUAUCGCCCACAUGGAUCUUUCGUGGCUGGGAUGCGUGCUUUUCGCGUGCGACACCAACGGCAAUCUGUAUCUCUAUAAAUUGUUGCCGGAUGGCACCACGGGUACGUCGAUGUCGCUAAGCUACGCCUGUACGUUACUGGAGUACUGUUUGGUGACGGGAUUGGACUGGCUGGACAUACUUUUAUGCCUGAGAUCGUCCAUGAUCGAAGCGCUGUGCGAGCGAUUGGACGCCUCCUUCAAUAGGCAGCUGCAGUCUACACAGCAGUAUCAUUACAUCCAAUUUUUGUCCAUCAAGACGUCGUUGUAUAGGAUGCUCGUGACGGGGCAGAACAAGGCGGCAGAUCUGUCGUCGUUGCUGAUGAUACACUCUGUAGCUACCGCCUUCAAAUCCCUACUGAGACCAUCGGACCUGAUAUCCCACGACAAAGGCCCAGCGGAGAGCUUAGCCGCGGUGAUAACCGAUGUCAUUACUGAUGUCGACAAGGUAUUGCUGCAUCUCGAUCCCAAAGAGUUUACAGUAGAACCGAGCACGCUGCAAUCGCUGCAGCAACUUAUUCAAUGGGUCGCUGACUUAGCUUUGAAUCUGCUGGCCAGAUUGCCCGAGCAGAGGAUGCAGGUGAAGGCUGGCGGGUAUGAGCUUCUUAAGGAUCACAAGGCGUUGAAUACCGUUCGGGAGCUGUUGGUCAUCAUACGCAUCUGGGGAUUGCUCCGCCCGUCGUGUCUCCCAGUGUUCCUUCGCAGCGCGGACAACCUGGAUGUCCUGGCCUUGCUGUUUUGCUUGUUAUCAAAAUUGGUGCAACCUAACGGAGAUACGCAGCAACAGGUGGACGACGGUUUGAUUGAUGAAUGCUGCCUGCUACCAAAUCAGAUCAUGAUUCCGCAACUGCAUCAAGGCAACAGCAUCACCGCCAUAGUCUCACCGAUUUUGUUUUAUCAGAAUCUUCCGUUGCAGCUAGAAUACGGAGUGGAACCUGAACAGUUGGUUUAUACGCCUGAAAUGAAUCCCGUGGAAGGCUGCAUGCACAGCGGACAGAUCGUGGACACAAUACGGCACUUGUAUUUAGGAAAGCAGCCGCUUCUGGUGAAGCAAUGCACGAGAUGUGGCGGAAAGGCGCAAGUACAAAAUAUGACGAGGACAGCUGCGAUCAGAGCCUGGGAUCAACGAUGGACGCGAGCUUGCCGAUGCGGCGGCAUUUGGCGUAUUCACAAAGCCUCUCAAUAAAGGGCACUUAAGAAUUUUUGUAAUAGUAAAGGGUUCCCCUUGGAAGGUCUCAUUGUAAACCAUGAUACUGCAACUACGGAUAUCGAAAAUCCAUAUAAAAGAAGAUGAGUUGCGAGACAUACACGCGUAUAAAAAAGGUAACAAAGAGAUGGAAAGUGUGUAUUUCAAAUGAUUCGGCCACCACGUUAAAACAGAAAUUUACAAUCGAAAGCUAUUUCGUUUAUUUAUACUUCUUGUGAAGUCACUCAAAGUCUCUUGCAGUGGUUAUUCUCUUAUCGUCAUCAGCGAAAAGAGUCUGUAUGAAUUUUUUCUUUCUUUUUAAUGCGAAUCUAAAUGGAGGAAAUGGUGUAAAAUUAAUUAAUCAAACGACGCAUCGUUAUACGAAUUACUUCAUUAAGGAGGAUAUAAUGUAAGUGUAAUUGCAGAUGAGCGUUUAUAGAAAAAUGAAAUCGAUAUGUACCUCGCGGAAGUCCUUUGUACGUUAAGCGUAUAUGCGAGCUGUAAAGCAUUCUCAUUAAUUAAUAAGAUUUUACUUACGAUAAAUUAUGAAUGAUAAAUUAAUUAUAUAAAUUAUUAGUUUCGUAAAUUGAUAAAAAAUUAUUACAUGCAAAACUGUAUGGUAAUCAAA